CUGAGGUAGGCUUCCUUCCGGUUUCGCCUCCCACCGACACCCCUCCCCUGUCCCAUGCGCGUGACGCCUAGGAAACACGCCCGUUACCGGCGGAGAGCCAAUAGGAGCGCGCCGAGCUCUUUGGCGGAUUUGCAAACAUUUGGUCAGAAGCUCUGCUUGUCUUGGGUUGAUACAUGGUCUUGGAGCCACGUCAUUCACGUCUGAAUGUUCACCGCAGCCACAGAAUCAGAAGAGGAGGUCCCUUCAUUGUUAUGGGGACUGGAUCCUAUCUUUUCAGCUUUUGCAAGACUGUACAUUAAAGAUCUACAAGAAAUGAGAGAAUCAAAACAGGUUCCAGGUAUAUUCUUUUACAACAGGCAUCCAAUAAGGCAGGUGGAUAUUCUUGGAACUGUGGUUCUGAUCAAAGAACGAGAUGCCUUGUAUAUUUAUGGAGUGGAUGACGGCACAGGAGUUAUAAGCUGCACCUGCUGGAAAAACCCUUUGGCACAGCAGAAAUCUUUGUCAGAUUUUAGACCUCAUCCUAGUACCUCAAGUGGCUUGGAUCUAGUUGAACAAAUAAGAAAGCUCCAAGUAGCAAUUUGCCAAAAAACGAAACUGGAAAUUGGUGAUACUAUUAGAGUCCGUGGUUGCAUUCAGAUCUUCAGACAGCAGCGAGAAAUAAAGGCCUCCAUGUACUAUAAAGUUGAUGACCCUAUGUGUGAAGUUCUGAUUUCAAGGAUGCUGGAACUCCCCCGUCUGUACAGAGAGAUUUAUGAUCAGCCGUUCCAGUUGCAAGAAGAGGCACAAAGCCAAGGUGCAGCGUACAUGUUGGGCUCCAUCACUGAACUGAGCAAAAAAAUAAGAGACUUCCUAUUGAAGAACAAGAUCCAGAGUUUCUAUCAGCAGGAGCUGGAAACUGUGGAGGCUUUAGUAUCCCUGGUCAAGGAGGAUGGACCAAGAACUGCUGAGCAAACAGAUUCCAAACCUGGUCCCUGCUCCAAACUGAUUAGAGACUCUUUCACGGAAGCAAUAAAGGUGUUGCAAAAAGAGGGAGUUCUUUUCCAGAAAUCAAAAAAUCCCAAGGAUAUGUAUUUUGUGACUGAGCAAGAUAAAGAAUUGCACAAAGUGACCCUUGAAGUCCUCAGAGCUGAUUGUAAGAGGCCAAAAUAUGCUGAAAAGGGCUGCCAUCUCAAUUACAUCCUCAGUUGUAUUCAGCAGAGCUACAGCCCUUUUGUUUCCAAAGCUGUGAUCCAUUGCCUACUGGACUGGAUGGAGACCAACAGUGACGUGGUCACUACCAUGGAAGGAUACUAUACUGUCUUUUAAGACAAGAUGCUGUGGACUUCUAGAGCCAAACUCUGUACCGUGGGCAUGAGUAGUACAAAUACUUCAAUACCAAAAACUUGGCUGGAAUUCCUAGAAGAUGCUGUAUCAUAAAAUUCCUAUUCAUUUAGUUUCUCUCUAUGUUUCAGAAGUGCUCAGUCUGUCUCUAGUAUUCAAGAUACUAAACACAGGGACCUCUUUAAACAGUGAUGUUGUGAAUGCCCUCUUGUGGCUGGAUGGAAGACAAAACAAACUUUGCAUUCAUACCUUAUAGUCUUAAUAAACAGGAGCUGCUUAAAAAGGUGAGCAGUGUGAAUUCAAGGAAAUACUUGAGAAACAGGCAUCAGAAUAAAUUAACCA
This is a messenger RNA of Lacerta agilis (Sand lizard), 1662 nucleotides long. It is a transcript of the gene STN1, whose product is annotated as STN1 subunit of CST complex. Gene Ontology annotation, biological process: telomere capping; double-strand break repair via homologous recombination; nucleotide-excision repair. The transcript has 10 exons. Gene Ontology annotation, molecular function: single-stranded telomeric DNA binding. Gene Ontology annotation, cellular component: DNA replication factor A complex; chromosome, telomeric region; site of double-strand break. The record is from RefSeq and is a predicted model, not a curated record. Bases 205 to 1305 code for a protein of 366 amino acids. Lineage: Eukaryota; Metazoa; Chordata; Lepidosauria; Squamata; Lacertidae.